CUCUUUGGUGAAACGAACACAAAACAAAAAUGGCGCUUCCGACAUUACAACCGUACUGGUUGAAAAACUACAAAAACAGAAACGAAGGGCUUAUGGUUCGUAGAACACAAUAUGAAGCGGAAAGAAGGGAAGCGUGGGACAAGAACGCAAGAUAUUUUGAUAGAUCUAAUGUGGAAACUACGAAGCAAAGGGUUUGGGGAUCAAGGGAGUCAUACCAAGAGAGUAUGCAAGCUCUGGAUGGUUUGUUCAAGGAAGACAUGAAGCAUGAGAAGCAAAAGAGAUUAGAAGAUAGGAAAAAGAGACUUUCUGAAAUGUUGCUCAAGGAAACCAAGAAAUUUGAGGAAGAGCUUAAAGCAAAAAGGCUUGGUGGAGCUGGUAGACUCCUACAAAUGAAAGAGAGAGCUGAUGAGCUUAAAGCUGACAAAGAGACCAGAAGGAAGGAGAUUGCCGAACAAAAAAUGUAUGAACAUUGGAAACAAAAUGCUCCAGAACUUAGAGAGAUAGAAGCAGACCAGCUGAGGGAACAUGUAGUGAACAGCUGGGCUGAUCAGGUUUCUGACAGAGAAGAGAACCUGAAAUCAGCACGACAAGAAGACAGAAGAUUGGAUGCUGCCAUGGAAAGAGAAAGACUGCAGGCACUUGAAAAAGAAAAAGCUAAAGAAGAAGCAAAGAAGAGGGAGCAAGAAAACCUUGCUGAGGAUCUGAAACAACAAAUGGAAGAACUGAAAAUGAGAGAAGAAGAGGCUCUUAUGUUGAAACAAGAACAAGAAGAUUUGCUUAAAGAACAAAGGAAGCUUGAACAAGCAGGGGAGGACCGAAGACUGCUAGAUGAAGCGAGGAGAAAACGGGAAUUUGGGCGUGUCUUGAUCCGUCAACACAAGGCUCAGAUGAAAAGAAAGAGUAAAGAGAUACAAGAGGCAUUGGAACUUGAUUUGAAGAUUUUAGAAGCAUUGGCUAAGAAGAAAGAUGAAGAUAAAAUACUUGAGACUUCAAGAAGAGAGAAAGCACGAGCUGAUGCAGAGUACAUGAGACAGGUGGUCGCUCAACAGCUUAAGUUAGAACAACAAAGGGAAGCAGAGUUGGACAUGCUUUACAGAGAUGAAGCAGCUCGAAUGUGGACGAAGAGAGAAGCAGAAUGGGAACGAGAAAGAUUGGCGAGAGAAAGGCUCAUGGCUGAAGUGCUGGAUGUUCGCAAGAAGCAGCUGGAUGAUAAAAUGGAGGAAAAUAAACGCCGACAACAAGAAUCAAUCGAGAGUCGAGAGGAACUACUCAGAGAACUAGAGGAAGUUCAGCGGAUGACGGCAAGAGAGAAAGUGGAGGAGGAGAGGCAACGGAGAGAAAGAGAAGAAGAGAUUCAAGCACAGAUAACUUCACGGAGAGAAAAGGCAAACGAAAUGCGGCAAAUUGAGAGAGAAGAGCUAGAACGGGAGAGGCGAGAGAAAGAAGCGUAUAAUCAAAUGCUAAGACACGAAGCAGAUCACAUGAGAGCAAGAGGAGCACAUGCGAGGUUUGUUCCGAGGAGGAGGACAGCCUUUGAAUAGAAUUAUUUUCAAUGGAUUAAGCGGUAGAGAAUUUUUAACUUCAUCUUACUAGGGUGACUAUGUAAUGGCUACACGAACUCCAGGGAAACAACAGGCGGACAAACAGUGAUGCCUUGUCACGCAACCGUUUUGCUCAUCACGCAAUCCACCGUGACGCAGUCGUCAAGCAAAUAACGAGUGCAAAGCAAGAUGUGCGAGGAUUAUUAAUUGGAAAGGAACUUUUAAACUGAAACGCAUUUUGUACGGUUCUCACUAGAGUUAUCCAAUAUUUCUCAAGAAGGGAUUAAUUUAUAAAUUAAGCAGGACUCUAAACAAGACUGUAAAUUUGCAUCGGACUCGCUAAAACUAUGCGAGUUUUCGUGGAUUUAGUUAUUAUGUUUAAGUGUAAAUAUUCAAUAAAUAAUUGAAAGUGAC
Orbicella faveolata is the source of this 1955-nucleotide messenger RNA. RefSeq names its product trichoplein keratin filament-binding protein-like. Gene Ontology annotation, biological process: apoptotic process. The record is from RefSeq and is a predicted model, not a curated record. Gene Ontology annotation, cellular component: keratin filament. Lineage: Eukaryota; Metazoa; Cnidaria; Anthozoa; Scleractinia; Merulinidae.